AAUUUUUUCAAUAACCUUGCAAUUGUUGCAUUUGCACUGGCCCUUUCUUGGAUGUAUGCGCAAGUGUGUCUUCUUUGUGCGGCUAUACGUGGGAUUCUCUUGGCCGACAACAUGAGUUGCUGACAAUAACGUAUUGGCUCUGUGGAGCGACUUAGGACAUACCUGAAUUGAGUCUGGUGGCUAUUGGGGCCAUUGAAAUUUUCAAAUAUUUUUUCGGACACAUCGCGCUUGUAAUCGAGUAGUUUCCAGGUACCAGUGUUGUCGAGAGCAGCUCCAACAAGUGUACGUCAGGGUUUUUUUAACAGCUAGCAUGCGUCUGAAGGAGCUUGAAGGCGUUCUGCAGCAGGUGGAGACGUUCCAGAGUCCCAAAGUGCACCUUGAACAGUAUGCCACGUCCGCACAGCUCGCAUCGCACAUUCUGUACACGGCCGAGAACAGCUACGACGAUGUGUGUGGCAAGAUGGUGGCCGACCUGGGCUGCGGCAGUGGCGUGUUCACCAUUGGUGCACGAUGCCUGGAAGCUGCCUAUUCCGUGGGCUUCGAUAUCGAUGAAGACGCACUGGCUCUGGCGUCUCAGAACCUACUUGACUUUGAAAUGGACUGCGUGGACCUGGUUCGCUGUGACGUCACUGUGGACUCUGUGGAAGUGAGUGAUGCAAGCGACUCGGACGAUGGUGAUGAUGAGGAGGAGGAGGAGGCCAGCGAUUCGGAAGACGACGACGUCACUGGAUCGAAAGGCGACAGUAAGGAGACGGAUGUUGGUGAUGGUGCGGCUUGCGCAGCGAGUGAACUGGAAUCAGCACGACCGGGCACUACGAGCUCAGCCGCAAACCCGACAGCCAUUGCUACAGCGACAGCAGGAGGGGAGGACGGAUGCAGCCAAUGGAGGCGCUGGAAAAAUCAGUUUGACACGGUCUUCCUGAACCCGCCGUUCGGCACCAAGGCGAACGCUGGCAUAGACAUAGCGUUCUUGAAGCGCGCCAUACAGCUGAGCCGCGGAGCGGUGUACUCACUACACAAAACAGCCACUCGCAAGUAUAUCAAGCAGCUAUCCGACAAACAGCUCGGUGUGGCGUGCGAGGUGGUGGCGGAGAUGAAGUUUGACCUGCCCAAGACGUACAAGUUCCAUCGAAAGAAGUCGGUCGAUGUCGCCGUCGACUUGUUGAGAUUCGACUGCUCUAGGUCGACCAUGCUAGCGGCAUCAUGAUAGCAACCCAGCAAUCUACUCCACCCCUGAAUCACCCACUGACCCAAUGCUGCAGGUGUUGAUGAUGGUGUUGCCAUGACAGUUUUUGAAUGGUAUCCUAUGGUGGCAUGCGUGGAAUGUGCUGGCACCAGUUGACCAGCGGCACUGGGAGUAUUGUGACUGCAGGCCGUGUUGACAACGGAGCUCGUGCAUCAUCGGUGCGUACACCUUUCUGCGCAGCUACUGCUGCUGCCCAGUUGACAGUGUGUGCAUGAUGGAUGCGGCACGGUUCGUCUACCGGUGAUACAGACC
Sycon ciliatum is the source of this 1498-nucleotide messenger RNA. Its product is annotated as rRNA N6-adenosine-methyltransferase METTL5-like. Gene Ontology annotation, molecular function: rRNA (adenine-N6-)-methyltransferase activity; nucleic acid binding. Lineage: Eukaryota; Metazoa; Porifera; Calcarea; Leucosolenida; Sycettidae. Gene Ontology annotation, biological process: rRNA methylation. The transcript has a single exon. The coding region runs from base 311 to 1207 and encodes 298 amino acids. The record is from RefSeq and is a predicted model, not a curated record.